AUGCAAAUCGUCUGGCGAAACUCUACCGACGAUGGUGCCUAUGAAGACGCUCGUAUCGGGCGCGUCUUUAACUAUCGUCGGCCGCAGAGGUUUCCAUUGGCCGUCGUUAUAGCCACAUGCCAAGAUGACAUUGUUGCUGCGGUCAAACUGGCAGCUGAGAAAAAUUGUCGAGUCGCUGUUCGAUCUGGUGGACACUCAUGGGCGGCGUGGAGUGUCCGGGAUAAUUCAAUCUUGAUUGACCUGGGGAACUACAAGGUCCUAGAAGUAGAUGGGCCUAAUCAGCGGGCAAUCGCUUCCCCAAGUACAACUGGGAGAGAACUCAACUCUGUUUUGACUCAACAAUAUGGAUUGAUGUUUCCUGGGGGCCAUUGUCCCGACGUGGGUCUAGGAGGAUUUUUGCUUCAAGGAGGCAUGGGGUGGAACUGCCGUACCUGGGGAUGGGCCUGUGAGCGAGUGGCAGCUGUUGAUGUAGUAACAGCGGAAGGUGAACUGCUCCAUUGUAAUUCUCAACAGAACCAAGAGCUUUACUGGGCUGCGCGAGGUGCUGGACCAGGGUUUCCCGGAGUGGUUACAAAAUUUCACCUCAAUCUCCUUCCAUAUCCUGAGAAAGGAUUUCGCUCAUCUGGCUAUAUUUAUCCUAUUCGCCUGUAUCGAGAAGCGUUCCAGUGGAUUCUGUCCAUCACGCCUACGUUCGACCAGGACACCGAAAUAGCAGCUGUCGCCCACUAUCCCGAGAACAGUGAGGAAAUUUGCCUCUUCAUUCUCUUUGUCGUAAUGAAGCAUGACCCUAAUGAAGCGGAGAGAGCACUUCGCCCGGCUCACCAGACACGCCCCACUGGAGCUCUCACGGAAUGGUUUUGCGAGGAAGAUAGUCUACAGAAUCAGUACAGCAAGCAAGCAAAUGCUAACCCCGAGAAACAUCGUUACUGCGCGGACAACGCAUAUCUAAUCAAUGAUGCUGAUGUCCCAGCUGUUUUAGAGGAGGCUUUCACGACUCUUCCUCACAAGAAAGCGUUCUCGCUGUGGUACGCGAUGAAUCCCUGCAGUCGGCGAGAAUUGCCGGAUAUGGCCCUCAGUAUGCAAUCUGACCAUUAUUUUGCUUUGUACACGGUUUGGGAAGACGAAGUUGACGAUACCCGGUGUCUUGAGUGGGUUCGAGGUGUUAUGAAAAAUGUCGAACGACAUUCAGUGGGAGCAUAUUUGGGCGAUUCGGAUUUUCAAGUCCGGAAAAGCAAAUACUGGUCUGACCAAAAUGCUCGCCGCCUGAUGGAAAUUCGGAAACGGUGGGAUCCGGAGGGAAGAAUUUGUGGGUAUUUGGACAAGGGAGAUCUGUCCGGCAUCAAGGGACUAGAUAAUAGAUAA
This is a messenger RNA of Penicillium lagena, 1362 nucleotides long. Its product is annotated as FAD-binding oxidoreductase. The transcript has 3 exons. Lineage: Eukaryota; Fungi; Ascomycota; Eurotiomycetes; Eurotiales; Aspergillaceae. Gene Ontology annotation, molecular function: FAD binding; oxidoreductase activity. The record is from RefSeq and is a predicted model, not a curated record. Bases 1 to 1362 code for a protein of 453 amino acids.